Molecule: messenger RNA, 2193 nt
Organism: Emiliania huxleyi CCMP1516
Lineage: Eukaryota; Haptophyta; Isochrysidales; Noelaerhabdaceae
Exons: 3
Cellular component (GO): membrane
Source: RefSeq, a predicted model, not a curated record
AUGGGUGCCCUCAUGGGGUGCCUUGGCGUCUCUGUCGUGGCGCUGAGUUGGAGAGGCUCCACGGCCAGCAAGACCGGCCCCGACAAGGUCCAGAAGCGCUCGAGGCUCGCCAAGAAGAUCGAGGACAUGGCAAUGGCUGGCAGCACUGGUGUUUGCCGCACUCAGAUCUUCUUCUACUUCUUCUGCUUUGUCGCAAUGGUCGGCCUGUGCGGCGUGACCUUCGAGGCCUUCGUCGUGAGGUACACUCGGGGGCGCGGCGCUGCUGGGAAGGCCCGGAGGCUUGUCGAGACGGGCCUCGCCGGCGCGGGAGCUUUGCGGCUGGGGCGGGUCGCCUCGCUCGAGCCAUCCCGAUCCGCCGCACAAGUCCGCGUGGCCGCCGCCGCGCUGCUCGUCGGCAGGGUGGCCGCGUCUGCCACGGAUCCAUCAGGUGAGCUCCUGCCGUCAGCGGCAGCUCUCUCACCGGAGCCACCACACCAUGGCCGAAAGCUCUCUCACUGCGAAGCCAGUGGCCUCUGUGGCUACUGCUCCGCUUGCCCAACUUGCAGUGGCGUUGGCGGCAGCUGCUCCUCUUGCUGCCCUCAGCGCUCACCCCCACCGCCCUCUCCGACACCGCCUCUUCUACCCGACAUGGUGCAGCUGGGCUGCGAUUUCGAGGUCGACACUUGCAUCUGGAACGACACCGCGCCGGACGGGUACACUUGGACGCGCACGAGCGGCGGCACGCCGUCUCCAGGCACAGGCCCGAGCGGCGACCACACCACUGGCUCGGGCUACCACAUCUUCACCGAGGCCACUGGAACGUACAACAAGCUGCACCGGCUCGAGAGCCCGCGCUUCUCGCUCCAGCAGGACGCCACCCUCUCCUUCUUCUACCACAUGUACGACUCUUACAGCUCGGACAUGGGCACCCUCUCCGUCGAGACCUACAACAACGAGACGGGCUGGUCGACGCUCUGGAGCAGGAAUGGCAACCAGGGCAAUAGCUGGCUCGACGCGGCGGUCAUCCUACCCGCCUCGACGACUCAGGUGCGCUUCAACGGUGAGACGGGGCCGGGCUGGAGCUCGGACAUGGCGCUGGACGACGUCUCCUUCUCGCAGUUUGCGCCUCCGUCGCUGCCGCCUCUUCCGCCCUCUCCGCCACCUCUUCUACCCGACAUGGUGCAGCUGAGCUGCGAUUUCGAGGGUGACAUGUGCGUCUGGAACGACACCGCGCCGGACGGGUACACUUGGACGCGCACGAGCGGCGGCACGCCGUCGCCAGGCACAGGCCCGAGCGGCGACCACACCACUGGCUCGGGCUACUACAUCUUCACCGAGGCCACUGGAACGUACAACAAGCUGCACCGGCUCGAGAGCCCGCGCUUCUCGCUCCAGCAGGACGCCACCCUCUCCUUCUUCUACCACAUGUACGACGCCUACAGCUCGGACAUGGGCACCCUCUCCGUCGAGACCUACAACAACGAGACGGGCUGGUCGACGCUCUGGAGCAGGAAUGGCAACCAGGGCAAUAGCUGGCUCGACGCGGCGGUCAUCCUACCCGCCUCGACGACUCAGGUGCGCUUCAACGGUGAGACGGGGCCGGGCUGGAGCUCGGACAUGGCGCUGGACGACGCUAAGCUCCGCUCCCUGAUCGCGGAGGCUGCUGUUUCGCAAGCCGACGUCUCAAUCUACCUGCCGCCCAGGGCAGACUUCAAGCUGGGCAGCCAUAUCAGCUGCGGCUCCGACAUCAACGUGACCGUCGCGAGCAGCGGCGAGGGCGCGACGCUCGACGGCCAGGAACAGACCAGGCUCUUUUACCUGUCGGGCGGCUGCAGCCUCACCCUGCGGGGGCUGACCCUCGUCAACGGGAGGACGAGCAUUUACGGCGGCGUUGUGUACGCGGACGGCGCAGGCGACGUCGAGAUCAUCGAGUCGACGAACGGCGGCGUCGUCUACGCGUCUAGCAGCGGUGCGGUCUCGAUCAUCGACUCGACGGUCAGAGACUGCUCUGCUGUCUCUGUGCGCCGCGUAGAGCUAGCCGCCCUGCAGCGCCUCACGGCAGUGGGGCGAGAGAUGAAGAGGGUCCACGGCUGCCUCACCCCGCUCUCCUCGCAACCGCAGUCCGGCGGCGUCGUCUACGCGGAUCAGAACAGCGGUGUGGUCUCGAUAAUCGACUCCGAUGUGAGGGACUGCUCGGCUGGCAAUGUGCGCCGC